AUGUCACUGCCGCCGCGACCUCGUGGUCUGGCACCUGUGAGCGGGGAGUACAGCAACCUGGCCGGGCGGGCAUCUUCUACGAUGGGCCAAUUUGCCGGCGGUUCCGUGCCUCAAGGAAGCCAGGAAUUUGGCCAUGUGAAUCUAGGAUGGAUGGAAAACAGAGAGGCUGGAUUGAUGCAGCGUAGAGUGAUUCCUUCCACUGACUUCAGUUUCCAGCCAUCGCGGGCCCCCUCCCCAAACCAGCAGCCACAAUUCCCCUUCCUAGAUGCAUCACAGGGUGUCGUCGAGGAAUUAUCUGGUGCCAUGGAUUCAAGGGGAUAUUUCACUGGUCUGGUGGAAAAUGGCUUAGGUCUUUCUGGUGAGUUUGAAAACCCACCUCCUUCUCAGGAAGUAGUAGCACAAGAUGAGGUUGAAGCAAUAGGGAAAGCAAACAUGAAAAGAACAAAAAACUUCACAAUUGAGGAGGAUGAACAACUAGUGAAAUCAUGGCUCAACGUGAGUUUGGAUCCAGUAAAAGGUGUGGACCAAGCACGUACCACAUAUUGGAAACGGAUACACGCACAUUUCCAUGCCCACAAGGAUUUCUCAUCUGAUCGCACACAAGGCUCUUUGGUAAAUCGUUGGUCUGGUAUACAACAUGAUGUGAACCUCUUUGCUGGUUAUCUUUCCAAGAUUGAGAAUAGAAAUCAAAGUGGCAUGACUAUCGAUGACAAGCAAGCAGAUGCAUUGAAAAUGUUCAUUAAAGAAGACAAGCACCAUAGGCAAUUUCCAUACAUGCAUUGCUGGAAAUUAUUGAAAGGCACAGCUAAGUGGGCAGAUAGGCAGAAGCAGAUGCAAACCCAUAAGACAAGCAGUAAAAAGCAAAAGGUUGUAGCCAAUUCAAGUCCUGCAUCAGCUCCUCCAUUGUUGACCACUGCUACUACUGAUGACAAUCAACAUUCAAAUAAUACACUUCAGAGACCUCCAGGGCAAAAGAAGGAGAAGCAAAAGUUACGGCAACAUUCUAGCAUCGAAGCAUUGGAUUAUCUUUUGGCAAAAAGGAAAGAAGCCGAUGCAGAAAAGGAGUUGAAGAAAGAGGAGAGGUGCAAGAAAGCCUUUGCGUUGCAGGAAGAAAGAAUCAGGUUGGAGAAAGAAAAACUUGAGUUACAAAGCAAACAAUUUGAGUUCAACAAGAAACUAGAAGAAGAGAGGGUUAUGAAUGUCGACACAAGGCACAUGAGUAUUGACCUACAAAAGUACUACGAAGUGCUCAAGAAAGACAUAUGUGCAAGUCGCCUAAAUAAUUAGUACUUGUUCUUAUAUAUUUUGUAGAACUUGGUCUCAGAUUACCACAUUUGCUGUCUCUAUUAAUAUAUUUGUAGUACUUGUUCUCAUAUUGACAACACUUUGAGUUCUACAUGGCUGUUCUGGUCACAAUCAGUUUGA
This is a messenger RNA of Sorghum bicolor (sorghum), 1425 nucleotides long. RefSeq names its product glutathione S-transferase T3. The record is from RefSeq and is a predicted model, not a curated record. Bases 1 to 1287 code for a protein of 428 amino acids. Lineage: Eukaryota; Viridiplantae; Streptophyta; Magnoliopsida; Poales; Poaceae. The transcript is spliced from 4 exons.